Molecule: messenger RNA, 4308 nt
Organism: Oreochromis niloticus (Nile tilapia)
Lineage: Eukaryota; Metazoa; Chordata; Actinopteri; Cichliformes; Cichlidae
Exons: 4
Coding region: 3730-4155 (141 amino acids)
Source: RefSeq, a predicted model, not a curated record
UCUAUUACCUCUGCUUUUGAGCCUGGAUCUACACUGUAAAAAAUGGCAGUGAAUUUGACAUAAAAACCAUGUAAAAUCCCUACAGAAAAGUAUAGUAAACUCAAAAACACAAUUUUCCUGCUUCAAUCACAGUGGACUUUUGUAAACUAUUAAAUAUAAUGUUUUUGUUAUAUUUACAACAUCAAUCUGUGAUUAUAAUCAAAUUUAUUGGUUAAAACUACAAAUACUUUGAACAAAAACAGUGAAAUACCUUAAUACUCAUAACAAAACAAUUAUGUUAAUUUGACAUGCAAAUAUUGUAAAAAUUAUAGUUUUAGUCAGUUGUUUUUAAAAAUACAAGAAUUAUAUGUAAGUCACUUUACAACUGCAUGGAUGUACUGGGCCUACUUUUAACAUGAUUGCUAAUUCCUGCCUCUACUAUACAGAAUAUCGCUGAGGAAAUGCAGAAUGUGCACGAAUUGGGUCAAGCCUACACAAUAAAUAAGGUAAGUUGUUUACUAAAAAAUGAAAUGAACCUAUCAGAUGAAGCAGUCACUAAAAUCUGUGACUGCAUUAAAGAGUCAGAUUUGUUCUCUGCUUGCCAUCAGGGACAACUAGGAACAACACACACCAGAAAUCAAACAUUCAAAAAAAUGUUUAAAUACACAGAACCCAAGAAGGUGCCAUUGGGAAUGGAUGGAAACAUGACAGAAAAAUUUGCUUACUACAUACCAGUGGGAGAAACUCUGAAGAGCUUUUUAGAGUCACAGUUAUGGAGGAAUACACAGUCACAACAGUUUGGGGGUCCUGAUGUAGAGAUUUUUAAGGAUUUAUAUGAUGGAAAAAAUUUCAAAUGUCACCAGUUCUUUAAUGAAAACCCUGAAAGCCUCAAACUGAGUUUGUACCAAGAUUCAUUUGAGGUAGUGAAUCCCCUGGGUUCUGCUAUAAAGACGCACAAACUCCUUGCAGUCUAUCUGUCAUUAGCAAAUUUACCCAUUCAUUUGCGUUCAAAUACAGAUAAUGUUUUUAGUCUUGUUGUGUGUUGAGAAUGACUUCAAGCGUUUUGGAAUAGCCAAAGUUUUUUCAGAGUUGUUGGCAGAUCUGAAAUCCUUGGAGACAGAUGGAAUAGAUGUAGAUGGAGAAACAGUAAAAGGGGGUCUUUACUGUAUUGCUGGGGACAACUUGGGUUCUCAUUGCAUAGGAGGGUUUACAGAAAACUUCAGCUGCUCUCAAUAUUUUUGCAGGUACUGUGAAGUAACACGAAGUGAGUUUUAUGCUGAUCCGAAUGCCUGUGGUCCUCCAUGCACUCCAGAGACAUAUGACAUGGCUGUUGCUGAUCUCCAGUCUGAAACUAUCCAAGACAUCAGAGGAAUAAAGGUAAACUCCAUCUUCAAUACCCUUCAGUCUUUUCACGUAUCCCAGCCUGGUCUCCCACCUUGUCUGGGUCAUGACCUCUUUGAAGGAGUUGUGUCAUAUGAUCUAGCACUGUACCUGAAGAACAUUAUAAAAAAUAAAAAAUGGUUCACAUACUCCCUUUUAAACAGACGCAUUAAACAGUUUAAAUAUAAAGGAUCCGAAGCACUUACAAAGCCAUGUACUGUCAAACCUGACGGAUCCAAAUUAUCAGGGCAAGCCGUUCAAAACUGGAACCUUUUGAGAUUGCUGCCAGUUUUGAUUGGUGACAAAGUACAAAACCACGAGGAUGAAGUAUGGCAGUUAGCUCUCCAGUUGAAAGACAUUGUGGAUCUUAUUUGUGCUCAGAGCAUUUCCUUGUUCCAGAUAGCAUUUGCUGACAUUUUGAUCCAAGAAUAUUUGGAGAUGAGAAAGAUGUUGUUUCCUGGAAUUCAACUAAAACCCAAGCACCACUAUUUGCGCCAUUAUUCAGCACUGUUGUUGAAAUUUGGUCCAUUGAUGAGGUUAUGGACGCUUAGGUUUGAAUGUAAACACAGUUACUUUAAAAGAUGUGCCAGACACUUGAAAAGCUUCAAAAAUAUUUGUCAAACUUUGUCAACACGUCAUCAGAUGUAUCAGGCUUAUCUUUUAGCUGGGCAAGAAUGCCGUGAACUGCUGCAAGUGAAGGAGAGCUGUGUGUUUUAUCCCAACCUCUACAGUCACACUAUUCAGCAUGCAGUCAGGGAGUUAGCUUUUUCAGAAAGCAAUACCACAGUUACCACAGACAUUCAGUACAAGGGCACUGCAUAUAAAAAGGGACAGUUUCUUGUGUACAGAAAUGACGAGUGUAUGGAGUUUGGUGAACUUCUACUCAUCUUGAUUCAAAAUGACACAUCUGUGUAUGUUCUAAUAGAUGUCCACAAAGGCAUCUUCCUCUCAGAAUACCAUCUGUAUUCUGUGACAAAGGACAGUCUUGGGUUACAGUGUAUCAACAUUAAUGACCUGCCUGAUUUCUAUCCUUUGGUAUCAUACAUUCUUGAAGGAUACCGAGUCAUUCCACUAAAGCACAGUUUUGUGGCAAAAUAAUGUCCAACUAAUAGCUCACUUCUCACUGUAAAUAGUUUAACAUUAAUAUAAGUGUUACCUGAUCCAUACCCUGCUCCAUUAAGUGUAUGAACUGUAUGUGAUUUUCUAUUUUGUUUGGAGGUGGCAUUUCUUCUUCAGUGCAAGUAUGAGUGACUCAGAGCGAACCUUCCUAGAUGUCGCCAUCACGGAAGUCCUACCAGAACUUCAAGCGGUGAACAAAAACAUCCUGGAAGAGCACUUGCAGUCCAUUGGAGUUGAGACAAGUGAUGAUCUACUCUUCGUAACGGAGGCAGAUUUGAUGACAGUAUUAAGACCUGUACAAGCAAGAAAGCUUCUUUCUGCUUGGAAACAGAAAUACCAAACUCCAGAGAACAGCUCACUAUCAUCUGUGGAAGCCUCAUCCACCCAGUCGCUGUCAUUGCUCUCUGUUUCACCCCAAAGUCUAUCGUCGACCUCCUCCAGCAGCCCAGGAUGUGACACACAUUGGGAUGACAACUUUGAAAUUCCAUAGAGUAAACUUCCUGCAGAAGUGAUGCAUUUUCUGGAGAGGGGGAAAAGGCCUCGCCCAAAACUGAGGAGGCAAAUGGUCUGGAUUGUUGUGACUGAGUUGAUGGAAAAAUGCCCUCAUGUAGGUAGAAAACAUUCAAUUGACGUUGCAAAAAAAAUGGUGGCAAAAUAUCCCAAUUCUCUGCAAGAUGUAAUAGAGGGUGAUAUUGUUGGCGCAGGCUACCUUUCCCUUGUCAAACAGUUGCAGAACAGAAUUGAAAAUGUAAGGCACACUUCAACACCCAAAAUAAGAAAAAGAAAACAUCAGACUGACUCAGACCACACAGACGAGAUCCCCUUGGAAGAAAGAGCAGCAAUGCAGGAUACAUACGGGUGCAUUAAAUGGAAUGUAGAAUUUCUGCCUCUUGAAGAAACUCCAGAGAGCCAACAGCAAAAGAUGGAAAAACUCAAGGUGAUGUUCCAGCAAGCUGACGCCAAUCCAGAUGAGGUAAAAAGUCUAAUGAAGUCCACUUAUUACACACAACGUCAACAUGUCAAUCAGGGGAAAAGUAUUAAAUGCCUUAGAGAGGAGUGGCUGUUUUGGUUUGAUGAACUUGGCAUGUCUGUCCACUUCAAGGAACUUACUGGGAUUGACCUCAAAGAGACAUUCACACGAAAUUUGGAUUUGAAGGGGAAAAGGCUUCUGGACUACAUGACCACAGUUGCUGUCAGCAAAAGCAAGGCGUUCCUUCAGACUUAUGCAAGGCUUCAGAGGAUGUGAAAGAGAUGGUCCUGCUUCUGCUCAGCUACUUUGAAGAGAAGGAGGAGUCCGUGCUUUUCUGUGUUGAAGAUACAUGUCUGGCAGAUGAGGUACAACUGGAGCAAGUGCCUCUGACACCCACUAUUAUUGUGUGUGGACAGUCCUGCUAUUCCUCAAGAAGAUACAUGCUGAGUAUUGAUCGGAACCUCGUCAGCACAAACAUAUCCUCCUUCAUUUCUGCACUGUGCCUCAUGUUCGGGAGCUACUACAAUUUUAACAUCCAUUAUCCAUCUGAGCUGGCUUCCACUCUAGAGUUUCUUCAGAGGUGUUUCUUCUCCAUAAACCCAGAAAAAGGAACCAAAGUAGAGAACAAAAACUCAAGGCGUCGUCUCAGUGUGAACCCUCGAGUCCUCACCCUGAUUCAGGAUCUCGCCGACCACGAGUGGCGCUAAGCCUAAAUCUUGACUCUCUGUGGACUGUUAGUUUUACUUUGUUAAUUUUGUUCCACAAUGUGUACUGAAACCUUUUACUGGUCGAAUGCAUGAAGCCAAUUCAUGAAGAUGUUCUUGCUUUGAAGGAAUGUUCUUUAUAAAAAAACAAAAAAA